AUGCGCGACUCGGAGUUGGGAGAGAUGGUGAUGGUGUUCGAGGAUGACGAUGUGGCGACGCAGAAGGAUGAGGUUCACGGGACGGACGUAUCUGUCUUCGUUAACGGUGACCUUGACGACGACGAUGCACGGUCGGAUACAACAGUCCCAUCCCACCCACCUGCUGUUACCGUCGCCAAAGGGGCCCUGGAUAUGCUCACGGGAAGGGAUAUUAUCUUGCCCGCUGACGCGUGCUUCAUGUCGCAUCACGAUCAUCGACCGUUGCUCGACCCAAGGAUAGCAAGGGUCGUCAGUUCCGUGUCCAGUGCUUGCAGGAUAUCACUGCGAACCGCGUCGAUUCUCGUCGAGAUCAUUUUUGAGUCUCUCAAGUUCUCCGCUACAACAUCCUUGUCGUUCACACGCCGAGCGCUGGUUGCCGCUGUGUCCUCAGCGCGUACCGUGCAUCUCAUUGCCAUGGGCAAAGGCCGAAAAGACAGCCUGUCCUUCUUCAAAGUGUUGGACAAGUACACAUCUGCUGGCGUCUACGUGAUCCACAAUGUCUUCUCGUUGGCAGAGCUAUUGACGCACACUACAUUCCAUUUGGCUUCAUCGACGAUUCAGUUCUCUUUGGAGGCGGCAGAAGAAUGUGUACAGGUGCUGGAUGGGCUCUUCGGGGAGACGGAGACAUCGAAGGCAUUGGCUGCCUUCAUCUGCUUAGUCAAAAAGGAGCUGCGCGGGCAUGAGGAUGAUCUUUUCAUCAGUCAAGGAAGAUGCGGCAGAUUGUCGGCACUGGGCCAGAUCACGAAAGCGUUGACGGCGUACUGCUGUCUGCAAUAUGUGAAUCGGAAGCGCUGGAGACAGUCACUCAAACUUACGCCGAUCUUCGAAGGUCAUGUGCGGGUUGCGGAACUCGAGGAAUUACCAGCGCCAGACAUCCCCCGUCAAAUCACCGACGGCUCGGAACAGCGGAAGAAAGCGGAUGACAUGAGCUACACAGAUCUACUUUCGCUGGCGCUUCAAAAUCCCGACCAUCAGCUUACGUCUAUGCCACUGAACCGGGCGCGGUUGCUAAAUGCAAUGGAACGUCGACGGAUGUCCAACCCAGAGCGGUGCUCCACGUUGCCAAUCCGAUUAUCGGACAUUGAUGGUGCUGAACCGCGUCGUGCACUUCUCCAAGAUUUGGUCGGACUGAAUGGGAAUGUUGCUGCCUAUGGAGAGCUUUCCGACGCUGACAACUUCGAGAGAACAGAAGAUCAUCGGCAUUCACCUCUCACUUUCGAUGGAAGACGCACCCGGACAAAAUCUGGCCAAAACAUUCCAUAUCGGUUGCAACCAGAGCAAGUCAGCAAUGUACUCCAGAUGCUCGAGACAGUGCAAAGCACUAGCCGCGAAAAACAUGCCCACAAAUGGGAACGACACUAUUCCGAAUGCAAAACGAUGAAGCACAAACUGCGGCCACACUCCCUCGUUCAGUCCACUGCUCCGCUUCUCCUACGACCACCAUCACCUCGUCAAAAGCUUUUUGAGAAGAUCACCCGCUAUGUCCGCUUUGCAAGUGGAGCAUACGGAACGAACUUUCUCAAAAUUCUGGGAAUUGGGAGAGCGCGGGACUUCCUCCUUGAACAUUCGACGGACCAUCACAACCACCAAAGCUUUGCCUUUCACACUGACGUGCCAGUGGAGCAUAUCCUCACGUCCUCUUUUCGUGAUCCAACUGUGCUGCAUCCGCCAUCGUUGAUUGCACCAGUGCACUAUCUCGUUGUGGAUGCCAAAACCUCCGCGGUUGUUGUUAGUUUGCGUGGAACCCUAGGUCUCUCCGAUUUGAUCACAGAUUUGACAAGCAGCUACUCCGCAUACACAACUUUCGAUGGGCAUCCGGGCAAAGUGCACUCGGGAAUGCUCGCAUCAGCAGAGAAAAUAGCUCGAGGACCCGUUCGGAAAGCAGUCUGCGAAGCAUUGAUCAAGCAUCCUGGAUUCAGCCUUGUGCUCACCGGGCACAGUCUAGGCGGUGGGGUUGCUGCACUGCUGGCACUUCUAUGGUCGCGAAAGUCGCUGGACAACAAUGGAGAGCACGUGUUUGUCACAAGUGAUUCGAGUGGCUUCCCUGAACGACAAGUUCACUGCUUCGUUUAUGGUUCACCGGCAGUCAUGUCACUCGACCUCUCCAAUCACUAUAAGCACCUCAUUACCUCUAUCAUUUAUCGCCAUGAUAUCGUCCCAUGUCUGUCGCUUGGACUGUUGCGCGACUUCCGAAAUGUCGCUGUCAACCUGUGCCAGGAGCAGGGCAUGGCAGAGCGGGUCAUCGGUAACGUUCUUGGUGUAUUUAAAAAGUAUCCCUCCGCCACUCCGCCGGAAGAAGCAAACCAUGAAGAUGAUUUGUGGUAUUGGGCUUUGCUGAAAACGCUUCGAGCUGACAUGUGCGCCGAAAAGCUGUAUCCACCGGGUUCAGUAUACUGGAUCGACGCCACGACACCGGCAGUCACAGCAGCAUCGUUUUCUGAUCUUCAUGGUCCUCCAUCUCCAUCGGCCGCCCCAGCGGCGGACUCUUCGAAACCGCCCAAGAAAGCCACGGCGCUCACGGUGCACGAAGUUGACGAUGUGGAAACGGCCUUCUCGGAAUUCACUUUCUCCCGGACAAUGUUCCUAGACCACUCGCCAUACUCGUACGAAAGAGCUUGCGGAGCACUCACGGCCGCCAUGAAGACUCAAGAAUGGGAGUGA
Messenger RNA from Fimicolochytrium jonesii, 2700 nucleotides. RefSeq lists its product as uncharacterized. The transcript is spliced from 10 exons. Bases 1 to 2700 code for a protein of 899 amino acids. Gene Ontology annotation, biological process: lipid metabolic process. Lineage: Eukaryota; Fungi; Chytridiomycota; Chytridiomycetes; Spizellomycetales; Powellomycetaceae. The record is from RefSeq and is a predicted model, not a curated record.